This is a messenger RNA of Trypanosoma grayi, 384 nucleotides long. RefSeq names its product GTPase activating protein of Rab-like GTPase. The transcript has a single exon. The record is from RefSeq and is a predicted model, not a curated record. NCBI's taxonomy places the organism in Eukaryota, Euglenozoa, Kinetoplastea, Trypanosomatida, Trypanosomatidae. Bases 1 to 384 code for a protein of 127 amino acids.
AUGGUCAUGGCGCGCGUCUACACGCAACUCACACAGCUGCCGAAGGAGGUGCUGAGGAGCAGUAAUAAAGUUGCUAUUGAGGAGAUCAUGCGUGCUGCUGUGGUGCUCCGGGAGAGGCACGCGCAGUGCGUUCAGCAGGCGCGGGAAGACUUUCUGCAGGGCCGCGUGACGAAACUCGGCAUGCUGGCGGACAAGCGGAUGCGAAACUCAGCGCUGACGUUGGUGUGGAAUCUGCUCUUCCGAGAAUGGUACAGGGGGUGGAAUGGGGACGAUGUCAUCACGCCGUUCCUCGUCACCGUGCUGCGGGUUUCGGCAGCGAUAACAUUGCGCUCUUUUUCUUUUGUCCGGCGUUUCCUGCAGUCAGCCACUUCUAGUGCUCAGUGA